Symbiodinium sp. CCMP2592 is the source of this 420-nucleotide messenger RNA. Lineage: Eukaryota; Dinophyceae; Suessiales; Symbiodiniaceae. The record is from the annotation of a GenBank genome assembly.
AUGGAUCGAAUUACCAAUCCGGCACCAACGCAGCGAUUGACAUCGCCGCCCAGCUCGCCCACGUCAUGGUUGAAGACCAACACGGGCCCCAUGUUCCCCAAAGACCGCGAGCCCGCCAUCCGUGGUGAAAGGCCCCGCUACGACUGGGUGUACGACCAAGCCGUGAAUGCCACGCACGACAAGCUCAACGGUGUCAUGCGCACACAGCUGGACGUCUGGCACUGCCCGAAGACCAACGGCACCCAGCACAUCCUCCACGCCUCCAGCCACAUUGUGGAUACCCCGACGAGGCAGAGGAUUGCACGCUGGUACAACAAGUCGUACCUGGAGUCGCGCGAUUGGCAUUUAGUGGCGAAGGUUGAGGGUGCAUCUACGACGCCGCGGUCGGAUUUGUCAGGCGUGGUUGGCUUCCUCUUCUGA